UGCGCUGUCGACUGCCAGUAUUAUAUACAACCUGGCAUUGUUCACAUCUUUCCUAACAAUAAUGUGGACAUAUAAUUUCAAGAUUUAUUUAUUUUUAAGUUUCACAUCGACAGCACUAGCUGGUCGUGAAAAUUCUGUAUCUUCAUGUGUAUUAGAUGGUUAUGAAGAUGAUUUCAAAUUGGAACCAUUUACAAAAGUGGGUAAACAUUUUUAUUAUUUUGGACAGACAAAGGUUACUUGGUACAAAGCCUUUUUAAUUUGUCGCUCUCUAGGCGGUUUUCUAGCAUCUCUUGAGUCUCAGGAAGAACUAAAUGCCAUUUCUAAUUAUUUGAUUGCAAAUUAUCCUUUAGAUCGCUGGUGGUGGCUGUCAGGAUCUGAUGUAGAUUCAGAGGGUAAUUUUUAUUGUUAUAACACUGGUGAACGUAUGAAAUUCUUCGACUGGUCUGAGGGACAACCGGAUAAUUAUGGCGAGGAACAUUGUGUUCAUUUGUGGUUCAUAAAAACAAAAUAUCAAAUGAACGAUUGGUGGUGCACCAGGGCGGCCUAUUAUAUUUGUAAAGCAACUAAACCGAAGACUAUAGUUUUAAGUGUGUAUUAAAGAGGCGGUUAUAAUUAAACAUUA
This is a messenger RNA of Lucilia cuprina (Australian sheep blowfly), 622 nucleotides long. RefSeq names its product C-type lectin 37Db-like. Gene Ontology annotation, molecular function: carbohydrate binding. Gene Ontology annotation, biological process: biological process involved in interspecies interaction between organisms. Bases 62 to 598 code for a protein of 178 amino acids. Gene Ontology annotation, cellular component: external side of plasma membrane. The transcript is spliced from 3 exons. The record is from RefSeq and is a predicted model, not a curated record. Lineage: Eukaryota; Metazoa; Arthropoda; Insecta; Diptera; Calliphoridae.